CUGCAUGCGAGCACAUUUUUUCGUCGCUCUGGCAGCGCAGCACGAAAUCAGCUGAUUUGCCGGCCUGCUUUUCGGCGAAUGUUUUCAUAACGCGGCUUCGCUUGAGUUUUGAUUUAAUCGAGUGAAGAUCAGAUCCCAGCCAUGUGGACAAGGACGCACUGCCUCUGGCGCAGUGUGGGGCGCGUGGGCCGCCAGCUGUGCGCCUCGAGUGUUGCGCAGGCGCGGAUUUUCGCGGAUCGCGAGAACCAGUUCGCCCACGGGAUCCUCAUGGAUUCCCUGAAACCCUACGCCAUACUGCGUCCCCGGGACUCCGCCUGGCAGGAUCUGCCCGUCACGGAGGGCUUCCUGCGGCCGUCACAGGGAGAAGCCAAUCCCGCCGAUCUGUACGCCGAUUUUCUCGGCCUGGUGAGGCACUGCAUCCGGCUGGAGCUGCAGAUUAGCGAUGCCCGCUACGACGACUUCAUCCGCUGCUUUUGCGACCAGCUGCAUCGCCUCUCGGACGAGCAGCUCGUGGGAUCGCUCAGCGCCUUGGCCGAGCUACCCACACCGGAGUCGACGAAAACCCACAACUACAUGGAGCUGUGGAACACCCUGGACAUCGAGUGCUGUCGGCGCAUCGAGCGUUGGUCCAGCGGGCAGCUGCUGCUCGCCAGCGAUGCCUGGUAUCGCCUGGGUCUGGUCAGGAUCGGGGAGUACGUGUGGCUGGCCCUCAAGAAGCUGGGCCGCAAGGUGCGCAAACUGCCGCCCGAGCAGCUGGUCCAGGCCAUGUUCCUGUGCAACCUGCUGCGCCGACCCGUCUUCGAGAUGUUCGACUUUGAGCUUAAUCUGGCCCGCUGUGUGGACCAGAUGACCCUGUCCGAGCUGGGCGUCAUGGCCAUGGGCUUCUUCAAGACGCAGACGCCCAUCAGAAACCCAGAGUUGCUGGCGCAAAUCUACCAGAGGCUGGGCAGCGAGCUGGACACCGUGGAGGACAUUCCCCUGGUGGCGCUGCUCAAGGUGCUGCGCUACAGCAGCAAACUGCCCCAAGUGGAGCCGCUGAAGGAGCUGCUCAGCGCCCUGGAGUCGCAAGUGCAGCGCGUUUCGCUGCUCACAUGCUUGCACAUGGCGCUGCUGGGCUGCGAACUGCAGACCUGCAAUGACUCCCUGGUGGAACGCAUCCUGCUGAGAUUCGAGCGCGAAUUGGACAGCGCCCGCUUAAAGGAUGUGGAGCGCAUCUGCCUGGUAAUGGCCCUGUUCAAUAUUACCACCGCGUCUGGCGUGGAUCGCCGUUUAGCCGACAGACUGCCCGAUCUACUGCGCCAGCGGAUGGAGGAGAUACUGCGCCAUCCUCGCUGCUUCAGCAACUGCCUGCAGUUCCUCACCAUGCGUGGCGUUUACGACGUGGAGCUGCUGGGCGUGGCGCUGGAGCCGCGCCUCGUGCAGCACGCCUACCGCAGCGGAUUGCCUGGACGGGAGUACUUCCACCUGGACGGCUUCGCUCGUCUCCUGGGUCCGGAGGAGUACAAGGGAGCACUGCUCACCGAUCGGCAGCGCCAGCAGAUGGGACGCCUCUACACGCAGUACAUCCCUAAGCGGGACGAACGCUACAAGCUGAGCAGCACUGAUCGCAUCCUGGUGGAGAUAAGGGAGGCUCUCUCCCUGAUCCACCGACCUGUGACCUUCAAGCACAUCCUGCCGCAGUACGAUCGAUGCGAUUUGGUGCUCUGCUACGACCACGGCCAGCAGAAGGCAGUGCCCCUGGACGCGGAGGCCUGUCAGGACUACAGCGGUGAGAUUCUCACCCGCAGGCACUUGCUGGGCGAGGCCAAGGCGGCGGAUGACCAGGUGGCCACUGUGGCCAUCGUUAUCGCCGGCUGGAACAACGUGAUCCGCGACAAGGAACGUUUCACAGGGCAAAUGCAAAUGAAGCUAAGGCAGCUGCAGCAGUUGGGACACCAGCCUGUGGUGAUCUACUGGCAUGAAUGGCGGGAGCUGGAAACCGCAGCGGACCGCCAGGACUUUCUUAGACGCCGUCUCAGCCAAGUGGCCAAGAUCUAGUCCAUCACAAUCAUGAUCUUCAGCAGGUGCCAAUAAAAUUCUAGCAGGAAUUAGACGAGAUAGACUGGAAAACCCUACUGCCAACACCCAGGGGAAUGAAAGACGGCUACAAGUUGGAUAUUAGUCAGUCAUUAGCAUUAUCUGAACAUUGUACAGGCACAACACUACGAUCUA
Messenger RNA from Drosophila biarmipes, 2211 nucleotides. RefSeq lists its product as uncharacterized. The transcript has 2 exons. Lineage: Eukaryota; Metazoa; Arthropoda; Insecta; Diptera; Drosophilidae. Bases 142 to 2037 code for a protein of 631 amino acids. The record is from RefSeq and is a predicted model, not a curated record.